Molecule: messenger RNA, 900 nt
Organism: Betta splendens (Siamese fighting fish)
Lineage: Eukaryota; Metazoa; Chordata; Actinopteri; Anabantiformes; Osphronemidae
Product: nucleolar protein 58-like
Exons: 2
Coding region: 16-900 (294 amino acids)
Source: RefSeq, a predicted model, not a curated record
CGCUGUGCGUGACACAUGAACUUGUCUCUGUCAGACAAAGUGGCUACCAUGACAACAGAGGCGAGUGCGGUGAGCGAGGCAGACACAGAGGGCAAGCGCAACGCCAGCGGUGCUGAGCCCGAACCUGAACCAGAGAACAAGCAGAACCCAGAGGCAUCAGCAUCUGAGCCGGAGGGCGAGCAGUCGAGCAAGAAGGCCCAGGGGCAGUCCUCUGAACCUGGGCCUGUGGAUAUAGCUUCCUCCCCCGAGGAGGAGCAGCUGAAGCCUCGUACCAGGACCUCUGCCGGGAAAGGCCUGUCCCGACUGUUCUCCUCCUUCCUCAAAAGGCGCUCGCAGUGCUCCGAGGGCGAGGGGUUUGAGGCGGAGAAAGCCAAGGAAGAAAAGGCUGAAAAAGAGGAAAAGGCUGACAAGGCAGAAGAAAAGAAGGAAGAAGAGGUGAAAAAAGAAGAGAAAGAGGCAAAAGUAGAAGAGGACAAAUCUGAGGUGAAGGAAGUAAAAACUGACGAAAACGACGAAAAAGAGGCGAAGAAAAAGGAAGAAAAACCUGAAAAGAAGGGCAGUAAAAAGAAGAAGAAAGAAGCCAAGAAGAAAGUAGAGGAAAAAGAUGUGCAGAUAGAGAAAAAGGACGAGACAAAGAAGAAGGAAGAGAAGAUCAAUAAGAAAGAGGAGGAAAAGGAAGAGGAAAAACCUCAGGAGGCUGUAGAGAAACCGCAGGAACAACAGGAGACAAAAGAAGAGAAGAAGGAGCCUGUUGAAGUUAAAGACAAGGGGGCAGAAACAGGUAAGAAGGAUGAGGCAAAGGUAGACAAGAAGGUGGCAAAGAAAAAAGAGAAAGAGGAAAAGGUAAAAAAGAAAGAAGAAAAACAAAAGGAAAUCAAGAUAAUCAACAAAAAAAUAUAA